UCCAGUCUCGCUUUGUAUUUGAUACCUACAUAAAGCAGUUUUUUUAAAAGUGGUGGUGUUUUUUCAAAAAAGUGCCCUUUUUCGGAUUUAGUGUUCAGUGCUAGUCCUAAAAAUGUCGCCAUCAAAUAACACGGUCAAGUCCCGCUACUCGACAACAGAUGGCGACACUAGUGAAGUACCGGAUCGGUUGGCAGACACCUUCAGCGGGAAAAUAGUCCUUAUCACAGGCGGCACAGGGUUCCUCGGAAAAGUUUUAAUCGAGAAACUCUUAAGAAAAUGCGAUAACAUAGAGAAGAUAAUUUUAGUAGUUCGAACAAAGAAAGAUGUGGAGCCAUUAUUGCGGGUUGAGGAAAUGCUUAACGGUCCACUAUUCACAAAGCUACUCACCGCUAGAGGGCGCUCGUACGUGUUGUCCAAGAUCUCCGUCGUCGCCGGAGACACGUCCAAGAGUCUCGUCGGUCUCAGCGAGACAGACAGACAGACGUGCCGCACCGCCAACAUCAUAGUGCACUCUGCUGCGUCUGUACGAUUUGACGAAGGUCUGAAAAAGGCUGUGUUGCUCAAUACAAGAGGUACAAAAUACAUGCUCGAGCUGGCGAAGGAAUGUCCCAAUUUAGAGCUCUUCAUCCACAUGUCGACGGCGUACUGCCACCCCGAGGAGCCGGUGCUGGAUGAGAGGCCCUACCCUCCCCCGGUGGACCCUCACGAGAUCAUCCAUGUGCUGGAGACUACGGAUGAUGGGACUAUUGACAUAUUGACUGCCAAGUUACUAGGCGUAUACCCAAACACAUACGCUUACAGUAAGGCUUUAGCGGAGUCGCUAGUCUCAGAUGCCAUGGAAACUAUGCCGGUGCUGCUACUGCGGCCAUCUGUCGUGGUUCCGAUCUACAAAGAGCCUCUACCAGGUUGGACUGAUAACAUUAACGGGCCCAUAGGACUGAUGAUAGGUGCAGGCAAGGGCGUGAUCCGCACCAUGUACGGGGACGACACGGGACACGCAGACUUCAUCCCGGCGGACUGCGUGGUCAAUGCACUCAUGCUGGCCACUUGGGACUACUUGAGGAACGGAUGCCGUCACAAGGUCCUUAACCUGACGACGUCGGCCGAGCUGACGUACUCAUGGAAGGAACUUCUGGACAUCGGCCGCGAGGUCAUGGAGACCAGGGUGCCGCUCGACUGGGUCGCCUGGUAUCCUGGCGGCUCCAUGACGCGUCACCGCUGGCUGCACCGCUCCAGGACACUUCUGUUCCAUUGGCUCCCAGCCAUCAUUGUUGACAGCAUACUCUUCUGUUUGGGAGUGAAGCCUGUACUAAUCCACGUCCAAAAACACAUCCAGAAGGGUAUGGAGGUGUUCGAGUACUACACCAACAACCAAUGGGACUUCCGCUCCGACGCCGUGCAGCGCCUGCGCACCAAGAUGACGCCGCGGGAGAGGGAGGCCUACAAGAUGGACGCCGACGACCUGGAUGUCCACAAAUACUUCGAAGCUGCCAUAAUAUGCGCCCGCCGAUACAUCCUCAAGGAGAAAGAUGAAAACCUGGCACGAGCUAAACGACAUCUCAUCAUAAUGAAAUACUUGGAUCUGAUCGUGAAGAUAAUAUUCUACGGCUUUCUUCUCUACUGGCUAAGUCUAACACUAGGGCCUAAAUUAGUUACUUGGUUGAGCUAAGAUACUAUAAUUUAGGGCCUAAGUAUAUGUUAAUUAGUCUCUACGAACUAUUGGGCUUGUGUUGUAUUUAAGAGUGAUUUUUGUACAAUAAAUUUUGUUUUUUCGAA
This is a messenger RNA of Plutella xylostella (diamondback moth), 1776 nucleotides long. Its product is annotated as putative fatty acyl-CoA reductase CG5065. Lineage: Eukaryota; Metazoa; Arthropoda; Insecta; Lepidoptera; Plutellidae. Gene Ontology annotation, biological process: long-chain fatty-acyl-CoA metabolic process. Gene Ontology annotation, cellular component: peroxisome. Gene Ontology annotation, molecular function: alcohol-forming very long-chain fatty acyl-CoA reductase (NADP+) activity. The record is from RefSeq and is a predicted model, not a curated record.